AUGGAAUACCACGGCGGACUGGGCCUUCGUUCACGGUUCAUUAAGUCGUAUAAUGAACUCACAAACUACAGAAACGGUCAAUCCAUCACCGUCGACGGACAUUCUCUGUCUAUCAUAGCUAUCGUGGCAACAGCACGGCAUGUCGUGCCUUUGAUGCUCAGCAGCAAAUCCGAAAUCAGAGAACGGUUUGAACAAUCCCGCAGCCUUGUAGUCAGUACAGUGGAGGAAGAGAAGAGUGUAUAUGGCGUGAGCACCGGAUUCGGUGGAAGCGCCGAUACUCGCACAAACGAUCCUAUUGCUCUUGGACAUGCACUCUUACAGCAUCUCCAUGUCGGCGUACUCCCUACAUUCCCAACAGUCUCCUCGUCGGUCCUCCCUUUGCUCGAUCCUCUCGCCUUCACUAGUAUGCCUGAGUCAUGGGUACGGGGUGCCAUCGCCAUACGCAUCAACUCGCUCAUUCGCGGCCAUUCUGGUGUGCGAUGGGAACUUUUGGAGAGAAUGAAUGACCUCCUACGCGAGAAUGUCGUUCCUCUCGUCCCGCUUCGUAGCAGCAUCUCUGCUUCCGGCGAUCUUUCGCCUCUCUCUUACGUCGCCGGGACACUCAUGGGAAACCCUUCGAUCAGGGUAUUUGACGGCCUCGCGACCUCUGGUACGCGUCGAAUGAUAUCGUCUCAUGAGGCGCUUGAGAACCAUCACCUUGAGCCCAUAUCGUUAGCGGCAAAGGAACACCUUGGGCUCCUGAACGGGACUGCGUUCUCGGCGUCCGUGGCUGCACUAGCCAUGAACACGACAGUUACUCUCACGAUGCUCGCACUGAUAUCCACUGCCAUGUGCACAGAGGCACUUAUCGGGUCCCGGGGGAGCUACGACCCGUUUAUACACAACACUGCACGGCCCCACCCCGGACAGGUGGAGGCCGCUGGUACCAUCUGGGCGCUCCUAGAGGGCAGUCGCCUCGCGAAAGAUGUAAAUAGCGAGACUACUAUUGACGAAGAUGACGGUGAGCUGCGUCAAGACCGCUACCCUCUGCGCACGGCGCCACAGUUUCUUGGACCACAAAUUGAAGAUGUACUCUCGGCAUUCACCGCCGUCACUCUGGAGUGUAACUCUACCACGGACAACCCUUUAUUUGACGGCGAGACCGGAAAAGUGCAUCAUGGAGGCAACUUCCAAGCUAUGGCGGUGACCAAUGCGAUGGAGAAGACCAGAUUGGCGUUGCAUCACAUCGGCAGGCUCCUCUUUACUCAGGCAACAGAGCUGAUGAACCCUAGUAUGAACCGCGGGCUUCCACCGUCGCUCGCUGCGACCGAUCCGUCUCUCAACUACCACACCAAGGGCCUGGACAUUGCUAUGGCCGCAUAUGUCAGUGAGCUCGGACACCUUGCUAGCCCUGUGUCAACCCAUAUCCAGUCCGCGGAGAUGCAUAACCAAGCUGUCAAUUCUUUGGCCCUCAUCUCAGGUCGCAUGACCGUCAGUGCUGUCCAAGUGCUAUCCAUGCUGACGGCGACGUAUUUGUAUGCUCUUUGUCAAGGCGCGUCUCACGUCUCAUACAGACGCCCCCUUGACCUUCGCACCAUGGAUGCCGAAUUCCGCCUAGGCCUUGCUACUAUAGUAGAAGAAGAAUUACAUGCCCGAUUCGAUCGGCAUCUGUCAGCGCUCGAACCAACAUCGCUGUUGCAGAAGACCAUUUCCAUCAUGUACCAAACGCUGGACGUGACAACCACCAUGGACACCGCACCCCGCAUGAAAAGGGUCGUUUCGUCAUCUUCGUCAGUCUUCCUAGAUGUCUUCGCUACAUCAGUCGAUAGUACAUCAGCACUGGCGGUCUUCCCGGACUUCUGUGACAGAGUGGCCUCUCGUGCCACAUCGUUCAUAGUAUCUCUCCGCGAGGAAUACCUAGGCGGUAGUCGUGGACCCGCGCCCGCAAGCAAGAUGCUCAAGAGGACAAAGCCAGUGUACGAAUUUGUCCGUGUCACGCUGGGCAUCGCGAUGCACGGAAAGGAGAACGACGAGCUAUUCGCCCAUGGAUUGGGCACGACGGAUGUCACGAUUGGACAAAAUGUGUCCUUGAUUCAUGAAGCAAUCUUGGAUGGCAAGAUUGAAGCCGUCAUUGCCAAAUUGUUUUGUUGAAGGAAUAGCAGCACAAUUUAAUCGAGGAUCCAAUCAUUUUUAAUCCAUCUAUGCUGUUAUAAAUAACCAUAUGCCACGAAGUCCAAUCUCAUGAGUC
Molecule: messenger RNA, 2227 nt
Organism: Heterobasidion irregulare TC 32-1
Lineage: Eukaryota; Fungi; Basidiomycota; Agaricomycetes; Russulales; Bondarzewiaceae
Exons: 9
Coding region: 1-2130 (709 amino acids)
Biological process (GO): L-phenylalanine catabolic process
Cellular component (GO): cytoplasm
Molecular function (GO): ammonia-lyase activity
Source: RefSeq, a predicted model, not a curated record